Molecule: messenger RNA, 2959 nt
Organism: Condylura cristata (star-nosed mole)
Lineage: Eukaryota; Metazoa; Chordata; Mammalia; Eulipotyphla; Talpidae
Gene: SUSD1
Product: sushi domain containing 1
Exons: 14
Coding region: 57-1832 (591 amino acids)
Molecular function (GO): calcium ion binding; protein binding
Source: RefSeq, a predicted model, not a curated record
AUGUCUGUGCCACAUGCCAUAAACAUGCUACAUGUAAGCAAGUAGAAGGAAAGAAGAUGUGUAUUUGCAACUAUGGAUUUGUGGGCAAUGGCAGGACUCAGUGUAUUGAUAAGAAUGAGUGCCAGCUCGGAGACUCCGUGGUCUGCGGGAACCACACCUCUUGCCACAACACGCUCGGAGGCUUUUAUUGCGUCUGCCUAGAAGGCUAUCGAGCCACAAACCACAACAAGACCUUCAUUCCCAACGAUGGCACCUUCUGUGCAGACAUAGAUGAAUGUGAGGUUUCCGGCCGGUGCAGGCGUGGAGGACGGUGUGUGAACACUCAGGGCAGCUUUGAGUGCUACUGUAUGGCUGGAUAUUUGCCAGAGAACGGGCCUGAGCCUUUCCACCCCACCAGAGAUGCCACGUCAUGCACAGAAAUAGACUGUGGCACCCCUCCGGAGGUCCCAAAUGGUUAUAUCCUAGGAAAUUAUACCUCUAGGCUUGGCAGCCAGGUUCAUUAUGCUUGCAAAGAAGGAUUCUUCAGUGGGCCAGACAACAUAGUUUCAAGCUGCACAGCCCCAGGCACAUGGGAGCCUCCCAAAUUAAAAUGCCAAGAGAUCAGCUGUGGUCGCCCUCCAGCGGUGCAGCACGCCAUCCUCGUGGGGAACCCCAACUCCGUCCUGGGCAGCGAGGCUCACUAUGUCUGCCAAGAGGGCUUCGAGAGCCCUGGAGGAAGGAUCGCUUCUGUUUGCACAGAAAAAGGCACCUGGACAGACACCACUGUGGCUUGCACAGAAAUCAUUACGGAAAUUAAUAAUGCAUCCGUGUUUAAUAAUACCUGUGUGAGGUGGCAAAUAAAUGCAGGAAGAAUGAAUCCCAAGAUUGUGUAUGUGAUUAACAUAAAAGGACAAAGGUUGGACUCUGUGGAAUCAGAUCACACGGAGACUGUCACCUUCACCACAGACAGUGGGACCCCAGAAGUGUGCCUGGACCUCUAUCCAGGCACCAACUACACUGUGAACAUUUCCACCGCCCCUCCAAGACGCUCCACGCCAGCCACCAUUGGGUUCUGGACAGCUGUUAAACAGACCAUUGAUAACAUUUCAAUAUUUAAUGAAACCUGCUUGAAAUGGAGAAGUAUGAAGACAGCUGACACACAGGAGAUGUACUUAUUCCGCAUUCAGGGCCAGAGAUGGUAUCAGAAGGAAUUUGCCCAGGAAAUGAUCUUCAAUGUCACCACCAGCAGCCAGACUCCCGAGGUGUGCUUGGACCUGCGUCCGGGAACCAACUACAGCAUCAGCAUCCAGGCUUUGUCUUCUGAAUUUCCUGUGGUCAUCUCGCUGACAACCCAGAUAACAGAGCCUCCUCUUCCAGAAAUAGACUUUUCUACAAUGCAGGGAGGGAUUCUUCCACGCCUGAGACUGAAGAAAGCUAAGGAGGACAAUGGACCCAUCAGUUCGUAUCAGGUGUUGGUGCUGCCCCUGGCCCUCCAAAGCACAUUUUCUUGUGAAUCUGUAGAGGCUGCCUCAUUUUUUAGCAACACCUCUGAUGCUGAUGGGUAUGUGGCUGCAGAGCUACUGGGCAAACAUGUUACAGACGAUGCCUUGGAGAUCUCUAUUGGAGACAGGCUGUACUACGGGAAAUAUUAUAAUGCGCCCUUGAAAGCAAGCAGUGACUACUGCAUUGUAUUACGAAUCACCAGUGAAUGGAAUAAGGUGAGAAGAUGCUCCUGUGCGUUGUGGGCUCAGGUGAAAGGUUCCUCACUCACGCUGCAGCAGAUGGCAGGCGUUGGGCUGGGCUCUGUGGUGGCUGUGAUUAUCCUGGCAUUCCUCUCCUUCUUCGCUGUGUGAAUGCAGACACAGCUGUGUGGGAGGAGGUGCUGCUGCUGGGACACAUCCUGCCACAGCUUCUCAGGUGCCUGCAGACUCCAAGCAGAUGGCUCCCCUCAGGUGUGAAUGUGGAUCUACAACUUUCUCCUUUCCCAGCUUCCCCCCAUCCCUGGACUCAUGUCAGUGACUAUCUCUGUGGAACCCCCUAAAAGCAGAAAACAGGAAUCGCUGAUAUCUUCCCUGCUGCAGGAAAAGUUCUGCGUCUAGGAACUCAAGAGCCUUGACGGUCAGGCUGCAGACCAAGUGGGCUGGACCUGUGUCUUCCGCUGAGCGAACCUGGAAAUAGCUCCUUUAGACGUGAACGCAAGGGUCGGUACCUGCCUUCAUAGCAUCUCUGAUGAUUCAUUUAGAAUCUACUCUGUUACAAUAGGAAAUGAGAAGGACUUCACUUUGGGCGAGAGUUUGACUUUAUGAAGUAGGUGAUUGAAAAUGGUAAAGAGUGUUGGUCUAGGCAAACGUGUCAAAUUCUUUAGAAGCAGCCCCUUUCCUACAACUACGUGACAUCCCAGUGACGAUGUGUAUUAGCCUGUUAGCUGUGAUAUAGUUCUGAUUGCUUAGUCACUAAAAACCCUUCUGUAGUUUGGACUGUUCUUCUAUGUGACUGUCAUGGCAGCCUUGGUUAACUUUAUUUUAUUACUGAGCCUUCUCCUGAUAGUGCACCUGCCUCUCCGGAGGUUGGGAGCUGGUACAGUUUCUGCAGGGUGAGACCGUGUCAAGCUCAUGUCCAGAGUCCAGGUGUGUUCACCUGGGAGGAGGGAGCAGAGUGAUGUGAGCACUCCCUGCGUUGCACCCUCAGGAGCUGCGGGUGUCAGUCACUGUGUCACUAAGCACAACACAUGCCAUGGAAGUGGUCCUGGGCCAAUGUCCAUAUGCUGGAUUUCCAGAUCGAGUGUAUUAGAUUUGACUUUUAAAGCCUGAAACAAUAUUCUCUCUCCUCUCUAAUUGACAGUGCCACUGCAAAACUCAAUAAAAGUGGAAAGGAGAAGAAAGAUAGAGGCGUGUGACUUCUCUAGGUAACAGUGUUCUUCUCCCUUUCUCUCCCCCUUUUCUGAGCUGGAGAGUAGAGACAUGGGGGAGGAGAGAGGGGC